This is a messenger RNA of Anthonomus grandis grandis, 1560 nucleotides long. RefSeq lists its product as uncharacterized. The annotation marks the transcript as partial. The transcript is spliced from 5 exons. The record is from RefSeq and is a predicted model, not a curated record. NCBI's taxonomy places the organism in Eukaryota, Metazoa, Arthropoda, Insecta, Coleoptera, Curculionidae.
AUUGCUUGUACUCCGGCUGUUCCAAUGAGCGACGACGAGCUUGUGGCGGCUAGUGCGGCUUUUAGUGUAAUUUAUUGUUUAUUAAAUAAACAAAAAACAAAAAUGAGAAAGAAGAGACGGUGGUGGGUUACGUCGUUAUUUAAAAGUCGAAGCAAAUGCAGUGGAAGCAAUUUACUUAGCGACCUUAAUAUUGAAAACCUCCACUUUCAUACAUUCUGUAGAAUGUCGCCUACUAAUUUUGAGGAAAUCAUAAUUUUAAUCGGCCCAAAAAUUAUGAAGAAAAACACAACAUUUCGAAAAGCAAUUCCUGUAAAAGAACGAUUAGCUGUAACACUAAGAUAUUUAGCAUCGGGUGAUUCGUACACUAGCUUAAGCUUUUUGUUUAAGUUUUCCAAGCAGUCAAUUUCGCUGAUUGUGCCAGAGGUAUGCAGUGCUUUAUGUGAAGUUUUUUAAGAUUUUAUAAAGAUGCCUCAAACAGAGAAUGAGUGGCUUCAAGUAGCAGCUCAAUAUGAAAGACUAUGGAACUUCCCACAUUGCAUGGGGGCAAUGGAUGGCAAACACGUUGUUCUUCAGUGUCCAGUAAAUACAGGCAGUGACUAUUUUAAUUACAAAGUAACUUUUAGUAUUGUUCUUUUUGCUGUUGUUGAUGCCGAUUAUUGUUUUCUCUACGCUGACGUGGGCUGUCAAGGUCGAAUAUCAGACGGCGGUGUUUUUCGGAAUACAACCUUUUACAAAAAACUGGAGGAUGGCUCUUUAAAUCUUCCAAGUAGUAGAAAACUUCCUGGUAGGGAAAUGUUGGUCCCGUAUGUUUUUGUUGCGGAUGAUGCAUUUCCGUUGCAUAAUAAUAUAAUGAAACCAUACUUAGGACAGCAAGAAAAGGGAUCAAGCAAAAGGGUUUUUAAUUACAGGAUGAGUAGAGCCAGACGAAUAGUAGAGAAUGUUUUUGUUAGUUGGCAGUUGGCAGUUGGGCAGUUGGCAGUUAGCAGUUGCAGCAGCAGCAGUAGCAGUCAAAAACGGCAAACCACAACCUACCAACCAAAGCGAAAUACCAAUAACCAACCAGAAACGGCGGAAAACAGCAAUAACUCGCCCCCCAUUGUCAGCGGGGGGCCGAACCACCGACGUCAAAGACGCCAGAGCACGAUAAAUGAAAACCGAGAAGAACUAGAGCGGGCGCAAGAUCACAGGAAUCUGACUGCCCUCCUCAGGGAAAGGGAGAUGGAAUUCCACUCCUUCUUCCUGGAGGAGGACAGAAAGCUAAACUUGAUCCUGAGAGGUUUCGACAGAAACUUUAAACUGGAGGACAUAGAGAGUGAGUUGAAGCGGAUGGGGUUCGAGCCUGAAGAAAUGGGCUGGUUUAACACUGGCCCAGGUCGUAAAAGGCAGACGGACCUCAUCCGCUUCCUGAUCAAAAAAGAGCAGGAAGAUAUCUAUAAAGUUGACAGUAUAAUGAACAUCAGGGUCCAGGUGGAGCGCCUCAAAACGUUUCAAAUCAAUAAUAUAAGACAGGGACUACAAAAGAAAAUCAGAGCGCACGCCCAUCACGCCACAAAUUCUUAA